Penicillium alfredii is the source of this 1272-nucleotide messenger RNA. Its product is annotated as NAD(P)/FAD-dependent oxidoreductase. Gene Ontology annotation, molecular function: proline dehydrogenase activity; sarcosine oxidase activity; L-pipecolate oxidase activity. The record is from RefSeq and is a predicted model, not a curated record. NCBI's taxonomy places the organism in Eukaryota, Fungi, Ascomycota, Eurotiomycetes, Eurotiales, Aspergillaceae. The coding region runs from base 1 to 1272 and encodes 423 amino acids. The transcript has 4 exons.
AUGGACAAGAACGAACGUAUCGUCAUUGUCGGGGCAGGUGCCUUUGGCCUCUCCACGGCACUGACGCUGGUGCAGCAAGGCUACAACUCCGUGACGGUGCUGGACCGAUCUAUGCCCCCUGUGCCCGACGGGUCGAGUGACCCCGUGUAUGCGCGCAUUGCCAAAGAGGCGUACGAUCUGUGGAAGACCCCUGAGUAUCAAGAUGCAUUCCAUUCCACUCCGUGUCAAUGGGUGUGCCAGGACAGCACUCCCGAACAGCCAGUACAACCACGGGCCGUCGAGUACAUUGCCAAAACCAAGCGCAUUUUGACCGAUAUGGGCCAAGACAUGGUUGCAGUCCGAAGCACCAGAGAAGCUAAGCAGCACUUCCCCAGGCUGAUGGGAAAGAUGGCCGAUCGUGGUUUUGGGGGCUUCUACAACACUCAGCUCAUGUCACGAUGUGCCUCAGUGGGGUUGUCCCUUGUUACAGGACCAAGCGGCCAGGUCGAGGAAUUCGAAAAGGCGAUCGAUGGGACUAUCACAGCUGUCUGUACCAAGAGCGGCAACAAGAUCCAGGGCGACCGGUUCAUCGUUGCGACGGGUGCUUGGACUGCGAGUCUUGUCCCAGCGAGGAACUCGAUGCUCGCAGCGGCACAGGUUGUGGGAUAUCUACAACUCACGCCCGAGGAGGUAGCCCAGCUCAAAGACCUCCCCAUUUACUUCAACUUCUCGACGGGCUUCUUUUGCUUCCCGGCACAUGAAAGCACCGGCUAUUUGAAGGUGGCCAUUCAUGGAUUCGGCUACACAUCUACCUCGCCGUCGUCUGUGUUUGCCCCUCCCAGUUCGGCCGUAGCCACUCGCGCCAACUUUGUCCCGGCGGAUGGAGUGCAGAGACUUGUGGCAGGGCUGAAGGACUUUCUGCCACACUUUGCACCAAGGGGCUUUGAGCGCGUUGGAUUGUGCUGGUACAACGACACGCCGACCGGCGACUUCAUAAUGGACUAUCAACCCGAGCCUAAGAACCUGUUCAUCGCGACCGGCGGCAGUGGACAUGGAUUCAAAUUCUUGCCCGUCAUUGGCAACUAUAUUGUUGGAAGUCGCCAACGCAGUCUCCCCCAGGAUCUUCUGGACAAGUGGACGUUCCCCGUCCAGUUCCGCGAGCGCUUCCAGGGCGACGCUUUCAUGGGAGACGGGAGCCGUGGAGGACCAGAGCGAAGAGAGUUGAGAACCUCGGAGCGAGACGCAUUCAACGCUGCUCUGACUGCCUCGUCUUGGCAACCGAGUAAGAUAUAA